This is a messenger RNA of Bipolaris maydis ATCC 48331, 537 nucleotides long. RefSeq lists its product as uncharacterized. Lineage: Eukaryota; Fungi; Ascomycota; Dothideomycetes; Pleosporales; Pleosporaceae. The record is from RefSeq and is a predicted model, not a curated record.
AUGUCUGACACAACAGACAGCCACACCAUGUACACCCCGACGACCACAGCAUCGGAACACACCCUCCCUGGCACUCUUUCCGACUACUACUACCCAGAAAGAGAAGAAGCAGUCCCAGCCCAAAUCCCGCGUCACGGCUGCACCUACAUUCUGCGCGCCACAUCAUGUGACGACGACAGCGUGCUGACGCUGGUCAACGGGUCUGUUGUGCUCGCCGCGCGCGACACAACCCACGGGUCCAUCUACUGGGAGUGCGUCGAGACGCAGGGCUGGCUUGGGUGGCGGAACUGUAGCUCGAACAGGUUUCUGUGUCAUGAUGGCAAUGGGAGGCUCAAGUGUACGGCGGAGCUGGGGAGUGGGUGGCGCCAAUUCACUGUGACGCCCGUGCCAAAAGGCGGUUAUGUCAUGCAGAUGCUGGAUUGGUGGACGCUGCGGCCGGUGGUGGUUGAUCCGGAGGCUGGGCUGAGGAAGUUGGGGAGGAAUGGGGAUAAGUUGUCCGAAGGGGUGGUGUGGGAAUUUAUCAAGGUUAAGCCAUGA